Messenger RNA from Dunckerocampus dactyliophorus (ringed pipefish), 645 nucleotides. It is a transcript of the gene mkrn2os.2, whose product is annotated as MKRN2 opposite strand, tandem duplicate 2. The record is from RefSeq and is a predicted model, not a curated record. Bases 1 to 645 code for a protein of 214 amino acids. The transcript is spliced from 4 exons. NCBI's taxonomy places the organism in Eukaryota, Metazoa, Chordata, Actinopteri, Syngnathiformes, Syngnathidae.
AUGGAGCGCAGCGUUAUCCGGCUGAGCCACUGCCACAAGGACAUCUUCUGCUUCUCGCUCCCGGAGGAAUGUCCCAGCUGUGGGGAGCGACUGCAGGGGAGCAGGCUGCUGGAGGCCCCGGUCAGCCUGCCCUCCCCGCUGGCUGACGGACACAAGAGCUCCUGCUGCCUCCUCGUCACACCUGCUGACAGCAACACGCACCGAGACUUUGAAGGGACAUCCGACCUGCACACGGGCAUCUCCAGCACUUCAGGAGUUGUGUACAACUACACUGAGAGAGGAGUGAGCAGAGACAUGAGUGGCUGGCAGUGCUGCAUCAGCGUCCCUCUGGUCAGGCCUGACAGAUUCCACCUGCUCGCUCAGUGGGAUCAGUAUCUGGACCGCUUCUCAGACGGACCCAUGUGGGACCCCACGUGGCACAGCUUCGACGAGGACAACCACAACUGCUUCAGUUUCUGUCUCCAGUUCAUCAACAGUGUGCUGGCGGUGGAGGGACGAGCUCCUCUGACCAGAGACACUUUCACACGCAGCUUCAUCCUUCCGAGGAUGAUGAGAGUCUCCAAGUACAUGACGCUGUGCCGACACAUCGAGAGAGAAGACGUCUAUGUGGUGGACAGACAGGCUGAGGGCCGAGACGAAGCUUGA